Molecule: messenger RNA, 1349 nt
Organism: Choloepus didactylus (southern two-toed sloth)
Lineage: Eukaryota; Metazoa; Chordata; Mammalia; Pilosa; Megalonychidae
Product: cyclin-I-like
Exons: 1
Coding region: 4-1062 (352 amino acids)
Biological process (GO): mitotic cell cycle phase transition; regulation of cyclin-dependent protein serine/threonine kinase activity
Cellular component (GO): cytoplasm; cyclin-dependent protein kinase holoenzyme complex; nucleus
Molecular function (GO): cyclin-dependent protein serine/threonine kinase regulator activity
Source: RefSeq, a predicted model, not a curated record
CAGAUGUGGAAGGUGAAUGUGCCCAAAACGCCUACAAAUCAGAAUGUUUCCCCAUCCCAGAGAGAUGAAGUGAUUCAGUGGUUGGCCAAACUCAAGUACCAAUUCAACCUUUACCCAGAAACGUUUGCCCUGGCUAGCAGUCUUUUGGACAGGUUUUUAGCUACUGUAAAGGCUCACCCAAAAUACCUGAGUUGUAUUGCAAUCAGCUGUUUUUUCCUAGCUGCCAAGACUGUUGAGGAGGAUGAGAGAAUUCCAGUACUGAAGGUAUUGGCAAGAGACAGUUUCUGUGGAUGUUCUUCCUCUGAAAUUCUGAGAAUGGAGAGAAUUAUUCUGGAUAAGCUGAAUUGGGAUCUUCACACAGCUACACCAUUGGAUUUUCUUCACAUUUUCCAUGCCACUGCAGUGUCAACUAGGCCUCAGUUACUCUUCAGUUUGCCCAAACUGAGCCCAUCCCAACAUUUGGCGGCCCUUACCAAGCAACUACUUAAGUAUAUGGCCUGCAAUCAACUUUUGCAGUUCAAAGGAUCUAUGCUUGCUCUGGCCAUGGUUAGUUUGGAAAUGGAGAAACUUAUUCCUGAUUGGCUCUCUCUUACAAUUGAAUUGCUUCAGAAAGCACAGAUGGAUAGCUUCCAGUUGAUCCACUGUCGGGAGUUUGUGGCACAUCACCUUUCUACUCUGCAGUCUUCUCUGCCUCUAAAUUCCGUUUAUGUCUACCGUCCCCUCAAGCACACCCUGGUGACCUGUGACAAAGGAGUGUUCAGAUUACAUCCCUCCUCUGUCCCAGGCCCAGACUUCUCCAAGGACAACAGCAAACCAGAAGUGCCAGUCAGAAGUACAGCAGGCUUCUGCCAUCAUCUCCCAGCUGCCAGUGGGUGCAAACAUACCUCUGCUAAACGCAAAGUAGAGGAAAUGGAAGUGGAUGAUUUCUAUGAUGGAAUCAAGCUGCUCUAUAAUGAAGAUAGUGCUUCAGAAAACAUGGGUUCUGUGUGUGGCACUGAUUUAUCAAGGCAAGAGGGACAUGGUUCCCCUUGCCCACCUCUGCAACCUGUUUCUGUCAUGUAGUUUCAACAAGUGUUACCUUCAAGUGCAAACUAAGGUAGUCUACUCUGGGAAUGGGACCAUGUAAAACCAGUAAAGAGGCUAUAAAAGGAUAUAAACCUUAACAGGCUAAAUUGAAGUGAGCCAGAAAAAAAAACUUGUUUACUUGUGCGGCUAAUUAUAAUUCAACAUUAUUUAAGCACUUAAAAGACCAAAAAAAGUAUAAAAUUUUCAAAAGACCCAAAAACUAAAAAAAAAAAAAAGAAAAAAAGGCAAAAAAUUUAUUUGUAGUGUUUGUCAGUUACAGUUUU